Molecule: messenger RNA, 774 nt
Organism: Pleurotus ostreatus (oyster mushroom)
Lineage: Eukaryota; Fungi; Basidiomycota; Agaricomycetes; Agaricales; Pleurotaceae
Source: the annotation of a RefSeq genome assembly
AUGCAAAAUUUAAAUUUUAUAAUAAAUUCACCUUUAGAACAGUUUGAAGUUACUAGUUUAAUUGGACUAAAUGCUCCAAUUUUUGGUUAUUUAAAUACAAGUUUAACUAAUUUAGGACUUUAUUCUUUAUUACUUUUAUUCUUAGUAGUAGGGUUACAUUUUAUGGGUAAUAAUGAAACAAAAAUUAUACCAAAUAAAUGGUCAAUUAGCUUAGAAAGUUCUUUUGCUAGUUUAAGUAGUAUGGUUAGAGAGCAAAUAGGAGUAACAAAUGAAAUCUUUUUACCUUUUAUUUAUUCCUUAUUCUUCUUUGUAUUAAUAGGAAAUUUAAUUUCUAAUGUACCUUAUUCUUUUGCUAUAACUUCUAGUGCUAUAGUAUGUUUAGGUUUAAGUGUUACUAUCUUUAUAGGUGUUACUUUAUUAGCUUUAUCUAUACAUAAAAUUAAAUUCUUUUCUUUCUUUAUACCUUCUGGUACUCCUUUAGCAUUAGUUCCUUUAUUAGUUUUAAUUGAAUUAGUUUCUUAUGGAGCAAGAGCUGGUAGUUUAGGAAUAAGACUUUUUGCUAAUAUUGUAGCGGGACAUACUUUACUGAAAAUUUUAUCUACUUUCUUAUAUAAAUUAUUUUCAGGUAAUUUAGUUGUGGCUGUUUUAACUUUAAUACCUUUUGGAAUUUUCAUUGGAUUAGUAGGAUUAGAAUUAGCUGUUUCUUUCAUUCAAAGUUUUGUUUUAACUUUAUUAGUUUGUUCUUAUCUAAGAGAUGCUAUUAAAUUACAUUAA